Hevea brasiliensis (rubber tree) is the source of this 3110-nucleotide messenger RNA. RefSeq lists its product as uncharacterized. The transcript is spliced from 3 exons. Bases 334 to 2544 code for a protein of 736 amino acids. The record is from RefSeq and is a predicted model, not a curated record. NCBI's taxonomy places the organism in Eukaryota, Viridiplantae, Streptophyta, Magnoliopsida, Malpighiales, Euphorbiaceae.
UUAUAUAGCCUUUACACAUUUUACUUUAUUCUUUUUUUUUCUUUUUGGGGAGUUCAUAGAGAUCAUAGGAUUCCUUGUUGUUUCAAGGGUUUCAGUUUUAGGGUGAUCAAAGUCCGUUCUUUUGAGGUUUUUGUGAUUCAAAUUCUGAAAUCAAUUAUGAGGAGUAUGCUUUCUGGAAGAGGGGCUAUCUGUAAAGUUACGGUCGUUGUACUAACACUCCAACAUAGAAUAUUAGAGACAGCUCUUUCAUUUGAUUAUUGUUUUGGCCAAUUUAACGUUUAUGCUGUAAGAAUGUUGCUUUGACAUAUUCUUUCGAGAGUUGUGGAUCUGCCAAUGCGACUAGAUAUGGAGUUGGAUUUCAAGAAGAGCUGCUCGUCUGAUCUAAGUCCUAACACUGUUCUUCCACGUAGACAUUUUUCAGAUGUUGGAAAGAAAAGCACGAACAGCAAACUUACACGUAAAGAUGAUUUGUUGACAGUAAAGGAAGGCUUCACAGAGAUAAGUUUUCAUCGCUAUCGCAGUUCCUCCUGUAAGACUCCAUCUAGACCUGUUGGUGUAGAAGGAAACGUUGAGUUGAAGCGAGGUUCCAUUUAUCAAAGCUCCAGAGAGGUAAGGAAAGUGAAGAAAAUGGUAGUUAAUGAGGGAAGGAGAAAAAUUGAAUUGUCUCGUGAUAGUGACACUACUUUCUCCUUUAGCAUUGUUGACUCUUUGUGUUGUUCAGAUGAUGAGAACACACAGAAGAGAUCCCCUGCAUUGUCUGUGAACUCAAACUUGAAUCCAACAUCUGUUAGGAAGUCUUGCAUAGAACCAUGCUUAUCAGAUGGCUUCAUUGAAAUCUGUCCAAAUUUGGAUAAUAGAGAAAAACAACGUGCAGGAACUGUAAGAAGUGAUUCAAUUGAGAAUCCAACUUUCAGAUGUGAGCAGGUUGUUGGUCGAGUAAAUGAUGCUAAUGACCUUGAAAACGAUAUGGCUGUGACAUUCCAUAGAUCGCUUUCUGCUAAGGUAGAAAUGCCUCAUUCACCUCCUCCUUCAGAAAAUGAUUGCUCUUCUAGAGCCAGCUCAAAGUCCCGGUUUAGCCCCAUCAAAAAGAUGUUUGAUCCAUUUAAGAAAUCCAAGUCUUUACGGAGUCCUUUGAGUUAUAUAUCAGAACUUGGUGAUGUCAAAACUACGGGGAUUUCAAAUAUCAGAAGGAAUCAAAUCAUGAGGAAACCUUUGUUGCAUGACUUUGCAAAUACAAUUGGGAAAUCUGAUAUUGGUUCUCCACUUGUCCUGAAAGAUCACAAUCGUUCAACUGUGGCAUGUUCACCAGUUCACCUACAUGGUUGUCUCAAGUUGGAAAAUAAACGUGGGGUACCGUAUUUCGAGUUCUCAUUGGAUUGCCCGGAAGAAGUUUUAGUGGCCAAGGCAUGGAAGGCAAAUAAUCUUGUUAAUUGGGUGUACACAUUUCACUCCAUUUGCAAUAGAAAGAAAAGCAAUGCCAGUGGCUGGAGUUUGACUGAUGGCAGCAAGGAGUCCUUGGUGGUGGGACAGAUGCAAGUUUCCUGCUAUUUAUGCUCAGAACUAAAAGAUGGUGGGAUUUUUGACAACUCUAUGGUGACGGAAUUUGUAUUGUAUGACAUUGCACAUGCGAGAAAAAGUGUUUCUUCACAAGAUUCCCUUGAUAUUGUUAAACUUUCCAAUUGUUCUAAAGCAGGCUAUGGUGGUGGAAUUCAUGAGUUGGACAAUGGCUCUGAUCCAAUGAAAUUCAAACAUCAAACAAAACGUGCUUCUGAUAGCAGCAACUUUGAUUCUUCAAAUCCUCAUCUGUGGCCAUCUUCAGUUUUACACUCAGACCUUGAAAUUGCAGCUAUUGCCAUUCAUCUCCCAUUUGCAAAGAGAGAAAGCUUGAAAUACAAAAGGGGGGAUAAGAGUGGAGAUACAGUGCAUUCAAAUCUACUCAACCAUUCUAAGUUUGAGCAAAAGGGAAAAGACUUCAUGGAUAGAAAAAGUCCGGACAAGUUGAAUGUGGUAAUUCCAACAGGAAAUCAUGGUUUGCCAAUUGAUGAAAGCCAGGGCCCUUCUUCUUUGCUUGAUAGAUGGAGAACGGGUGGAGGUUGUGACUGUGGUGGAUGGGAUAUGGGCUGUUCACUUACUGUUUUUGGCAGUCCUGGUAUCAGAUGUGCUGAAGAUGAACCACUCAUGGACUAUCAACAGCCUUUGGAACUUUUUGUUCAGGGAACAAAACAGAAAAUUCCAGCAUUGACAAUGAGAGUUGUUGAAGCGGCGCAAUAUGCAGUUGAUUUCCAUGCACAGCUAUCUGCGUUACAAGCAUUUUCCAUUUGUGUUGCUGUAUUGCAUGGUACUGAAGCGUCCAAUGAUAUUGGGGAGGAAAAAAGCAAGCAGUUGCCGCAUUGCAAUUCACUGAAAGUCCUUUUCGAAGAGGAAAUGGAGUUCGUAAUCGAAGCAGUCACAGAGGAGGAAAAGAAGAAAGCCUCCAAGAAGAUGGAAGAGAUUCAGCAGUCUUAUGUGCUCAACCCUCCUUUUUCUCCAAUUGCUCGGGUAUAGACUAAACCAGAUAGCUUGAUAAUGCAGAAUGGCUCUUUCCAAGAAACAAAGCUUGGCCUUGGAUGGACUGGAAAUGAAAGAAAUAUAUAUUAAAAUACCACUAAAAGAUUACAAUCGCUGCAGUUUUUGGUCUUAGGUUACUAGUUUUGGAGACUCUUUGGUUCUUGUGCAGCCUUCAAUAUUUUAAUCCGUUAAGUUGAAAGUUUCACUUGAAUGAACUAUCAACUCUGGAGCAAGAAGCCAAGAGGGUGACUGCAUAUCAGAAUGAAAAAAAAUCCUUAGAUGUACAAUUUGAUUUGUUGUUCCAUUUCUACUAGUAGGAAUAGAAUAGGAGACACACACUGUCCAUCUUGUAAGUUGAUAGCAAGGGAAACGUACCGAUUCAAUUGUUGAGAGUGAGCCCCGUCCAAUACUUUUGUGUAUUGUAAUUAAUGGGUACAAGGUGGUAUAGGGGAGGUCUAGAAGCUCUGGUUAUUAGUAUAUUUUGGGCUAGGUAGUUCAAAAUUUUGUUAAAAAAUCCUGUAUCUCCGAAAGAAUAAAUAGUGGUUAAACCCCCUCUUCUUUUU